Molecule: messenger RNA, 1089 nt
Organism: Aedes albopictus (Asian tiger mosquito)
Lineage: Eukaryota; Metazoa; Arthropoda; Insecta; Diptera; Culicidae
Exons: 1
Coding region: 1-1089 (362 amino acids)
Biological process (GO): DNA integration
Molecular function (GO): nucleic acid binding
Source: RefSeq, a predicted model, not a curated record
AUGGGGGACCUCCCGCCAUCCCGCCUUGCUGCCUACAGCCGUCCGUUUAGCCACAUAGGAGUGGAUUACUUCGGCCCAAUGCUGGUAUCCAUCGGUCGUCGUACGGAGAAACGCUGGGGUGUCCUAGUCACGUGUCUCACUAUACGAGCCAUCCAUUUAGAAGUUGCGCACUCACUCACGGCAGAUUCGUGCAUCAUGGCCUUACGCAACAUAAUUGCUAGGAGGGGCGUCCCAAUCGCCAUAUACAGUGACCGCGGCACGAAUUUUGUAGGGGCGAGUAACGAACUCAAACUUGCCCUUGAAACGUUGAAUCAGGAGCAGAUUGUACGGGAGUUCACCUCGUCGAACACAACGUGGAAUUUCAUUCCUCCUCUUUCUCCUCACAUGGGUGGGUCAUGGGAAAGGCUCAUUCGAACGGUCAAGCAGAACCUUAGCAGGCUGCGUCCCAACCGUUUGCCAACUGAUGAAACCUUGAGGAACAUGCUGAUUGAAGUGGAACACAUCGUGAACUCACGACCACUGACUGAAAUUCCGCUUGAAGACGACCAAUCCCCAGUGCUAACCCCGAACCACUUCAUCUUGGGGUCAUCUAACGGGCUGCUGCCAUGGAGCUGUUUUGACGACAAGCCUGCUACCCUAAAAAUGAACUGGCGUCUAUCUCAGGCUAUGGCGAACCAAUUCUGGAACCAGUGGGUUCACGAUUACCUUCCUUCUUUAACGCGUAGGACAAAGUGGUUCACGAAGGUAAAACCGAUCGAGAUCAACGAUAUUGUCGUAAUCGUCGACGCAAGACUUCCCCGAAGUUGCUGGCCAAAGGGACGAGUCAUAAGUACAAAGGUUGCUGCAGAUGGUCAAGUGAGAGGGGCCACAGUACAAACCGCCAACGGAAUACUCGAAAGACCCGCAGUAAAACUCGCCGUGCUAGACGUAGGCGUUAAUGGUAAUGCAACUCAGGACGACCUUCGGUGCAUUAAAGGGGGGAGUGUUAAUUGCGCAACGUCUACCAACGACCUUACUACGCCUCUGACCGUACCUACUGCGAACUUCAACCACACCCAUGGAACAGUGAAAGGAUCGGCAAUGAGAUAA